ACCACCGUCGUUUGCCUUUUUUAAUUAUAUUUUUGUCCUCAUUCGUGCAAUCUUUGCCCAUAAUUUUGUUUAUUUUCUAUAUAUAGGAGUCUCCGCGUUCUAAAAUUUCAGCUGCAUCAGCUUUAUUCAAAAAGCUUCGCACGUACCUAUUGAUCUUCUAUUAAGAGGCUGUCGCUAUGGAAGCUUAUUCUUCUUCUUCUUCUUCUUCGUCGGCUUUACAAGAAGGAAGAGGAGGGUUAAAGGUUGCACAGCCUUUUCAUGCAUCGCUUCAUUCGGUGCGUAAGCCAUUGGCAAAGCCCUUUAAGAAGCCAAUUGCACCACUGCCACCAACACCAUGUAAAAUUUACAGGGUCGACCCUAUAAACUUCCGGGACUUGGUUCAAAAGCUUACUGGUGCACCUGAGUUCAUAUCUCAAUCUCAUCAGCAGUCGUCGUCGUCGUCAUUGUCUCAGCUGCCUCAACAGCGUCUCCAAAGAGUGGCACCUCCCCCUAUUUACGUUGCACCAUCGCCAUUGUCUAGGACAGAAGUUUCUGCACCAUUGCAUCCGCUCUCUGAAUUAGAUCAUAUGAAACCCCAGGACCAGAAAUUCUCAGAUAAUGCGAUAAUUACACCGAACUCACUUGGAUUAAACUUUUCCCCAUCUUCUUAUAAUUGGUUCUCUUUCCCUAUUCUGAGUCCUGGAACCAUGUCCAGCUUGGAGCAAAGCACCGUUCCUUGAAAAUAUAUAUCAGGCACCAAAACUUAAUUACUAUAAAUCCUGAUAGUUAUGGCAAAUUUCGAAGAUGCUUCUCUUUUUUCAUUCUUGCUUAAGCUUAAAGAGAAUGUAUGUAAGAUUAAAACUACAUUCUUUUGUUGUAGUACUUUAAUAACUGGUAGAACUAAUUAUGUUGAACAAGUCUUCAUCUGUUGAUCAUUACAAUAUAUAUGUACCACUUUAUUUUUCUGUAAUUGGUUUCAAGAAGUUCUUUUCCUAGUCUCCCAAGAGUAGUUAUCCCUUUUCAUUUAACACUUGCCUCCCUUCUAUUCUU
Messenger RNA from Durio zibethinus, 1029 nucleotides. RefSeq lists its product as uncharacterized. The record is from RefSeq and is a predicted model, not a curated record. Lineage: Eukaryota; Viridiplantae; Streptophyta; Magnoliopsida; Malvales; Malvaceae.